AUGGGACUAGAGGGAUUGGCCCAUGCAGCCGAGAUCCCAAUAGCUAGCGAUAAAAUAUGGGAGUUGCAAGAGGUCGAGAAUUUAGCUAUUGGGAUGCAGGCUACUCGAUAUCUUGCUCGUAAGUGGCCUGGUAGUGCAAGCCUACUUCUGACGUUUGACCAUGAGUUUCAAGUUGCCUCGUUGGUCUUUCUGCUGUAUGACAUUAUCAGCACCAUAGACCUUGAAAGCGAGAUUUUUGCCCCCUCGCUUCAACUGUUGCAGUACGUACCUCAUAUGUGGGCGUUCUCCUACCGUCUGCGGCGAAAAGUUAACCAACCUCACACUCCUAUAGCGUUAUUCCGUUUCCGCCCCUCCCCACAGUUUUGCGUCAUAACAAGUAGUAUUUAUGUUUGGGGAACAUGUAUCAUAGUAGCUGGAGUUAUGUCGGUGUUGAUCACUCGGGUCUGGUUGUUAUACUUCCGCAAUCCAUGGGUCCUUAUAUCUCUCCUCACUUUGGGCGUUCUAGUCAGCCUACCGCCCAUUCUAAUAAUCUCGAUCGUAUUCAAGCAGGCCAUCCAUCUCAACGAAAACCCGGCGCCGGACGUAAUACCGGGUUGCUUGUUUGGUGGGGCUUCGAAAUGGAGCUGGGUUCCAUAUAUUGGUACCACGCUCUAUGAGACUCUAUUAUUUGCAUUGACCGUGUACAAAGCCGCGAACAUAUUCACGAUAGCCGGUUCGAAGAUUCCCAUUAUUUACGGAUGUGCAACUGGAUCUGGAUUGCUUGGAUCUAUCAUGUCCGCCAUGUGCAGCCGGAUGCUUCUCUCCACAAAAAGUAUCGUCUUCUUUGGACGCUUCGAAUCCGAACGCCACGAACGUAUACGGGAACAAGUGAUGUCCAUAAGCGAGACGAUCAGGGUUCCCCGGUUCCGUCGAAACCAAGACUUGAGCUAUUGGGGAAUAAUUGAAGUAGAUCGAACGAGGUUGCACAUCGCAAGCGGCAAGGGCCGAGAUGGUGAGCUAGCGAUGAGAGAAGAAGUAAUAGGGAUUGCGGUCGAAGAAGAAGCUCAGUCUCAGUUGGCGCCGUUGCCGGUUAUGUACAUCCCUGGUGGGCCUGGUUUGAGGAGCGGCUGGAUACGACGAGAUUCAGAAGGAGAGAUCGUGGUGAAAUAA
Molecule: messenger RNA, 1149 nt
Organism: Rhizoctonia solani
Lineage: Eukaryota; Fungi; Basidiomycota; Agaricomycetes; Cantharellales; Ceratobasidiaceae
Exons: 12
Coding region: 1-1149 (382 amino acids)
Source: RefSeq, a predicted model, not a curated record